AUGUUUGCUAAAAAUUUUUCAGUUUAUCGUUCAAUUACGAAACAAUUUGUUAAUUUGCCCGCGAAAAAGCUGGCUGUUAAGGGUUAUCGCUCGAUACCAUGUCCGUUGUUUGCACAGAAUCGGCAUUAUGCUCAAUCGGCGUCGCAGGAUAAACUGAUAAUCUUUGAUACAUCUUUACGCGACGGUGAACAGUCACCUGGUGUCACCUUUUCGUCGGACGAGAAACUAGAAAUUGCACGACAUCUUUCAAAUCUUGGAGUUGACGUGAUUGAAGCCGGUUUUCCAAUUGCUUCACAGGGUGACUUUGAUGCGGUUGCACGUAUUGCAAAGGAAGUUGGCCCUCUUAUGCAUGGUCGAGAAAAGAUUGGCAAACCUAUGAUCAUUGCUGGCCUUUCACGUGCCACUCAAAAAGACAUUAAGCGUUGUUAUGAAGCUGUAUCUUUGGCGCCACUGCAUCGAAUUCACACUUUCCUGGCUACAUCGGAUAUACACCUUAAUUAUAAACUAAAGAUAGAUCGUAAUGAAUGUAUUAAGCGUGCUACUUCAGCAGUUGCAUACGCAAAGAGUCUUUGUGAUGAUGUAGAAUUCAGCUCUGAAGAUUCUGGAAGAACUGAUAAGGAUUUCUUGUGUCAAGUCUUGGGAAAAGUUAUCGAGGCUGGUGCAACUACUCUAAACAUUCCAGAUACAGUUGGUUACACUAGCCCUAAAGAAUAUGGUGCAUUAAUCAAAUAUUUAAUUGAAAAUACGCCUGGAAGUCAUAAAGUAAUCUGGUCUACACAUUGUCAUAAUGAUUUGGGUCUUGCUACAGCUAAUACGUUGUCUGGAAUUACAAAUGGUGCUAGACAGGUAGAAGUGACAAUCAAUGGUAUUGGCGAACGUGCUGGCAAUACAUCUCUUGAAGAAGUCGUAAUGAACAUCCAUACUCAUCCUUCUUCAUACCCAGUGUAUCACACCAUCAAUACCCAACUUAUUUACCGUACAUCCACUCUAGUAUCAUCUCUUUCUGGAAUGGUGGUACAACCAAAUAAGGCAAUUGUGGGCGCCAAUGCGUUCCUUCAUGAAUCUGGCAUUCAUCAAGAUGGUGUGCUGAAGAAAAAAGAAACUUAUGAAAUCAUGCGUCCUGAAGACGUUGGCAUCUUCAGUACUAAUUUGGUGUUGGGUAAACUUUCAGGACGCAAUGCUUUUCGCUCCCGCCUUGAACAACUUGGUUAUUUUGAUAUGAAUGAAGAUGACUUAAAUAAAGCCUUUGAUCGAUUUAAGGCUUUGGCAGAUGCUAAAAAGCAUGUCACAGAUCAUGAUCUCUUGGCUUUGAUAGCUGAUCAUGUUUCUUCUGGAAGUGAAUCUAAAUUCGAUUUGCAAUCAAUUCAGGUUAUUUCUGGAACUCGUGAGAUGGUUACUGCAACUGUCAAACUCAAGGAUUCUUCUCAAGAACAAGAGCUCAUUGGUGCAGCCGUCGGGCGAAAUGGUCCUAUAAUGGCUGUAUUUAGUGCCAUUCAACAAUUGGUACAACGUAAAAUUCGCUUGUUAGAUUAUGAAGUUCGUUCUGUUUCUGAGGGGAUGGAUGCUUUAGGAAAAGUUGUCGUAAAAAUUACUGAGGAUGUUGAUUAUUCAAUUUCCGAAACAGAUUCAAAUCCGCAAGAACAUAUUAUUGAUCGUGCAAUUAAACCCAUUGUCGAUUCAAAAGGAGAAACAAAGUUAUCAAAGAGCACAUAUCACGGACACGGCACAGAUGUUGAUAUAGUAAUGGCAAGUGCGAAAGCUUACGUAAAUGCAAUCAAUAGGUUGUUUACAAGCGAACUUAGCGGAAUAUCUCGGAGUUCCUUGGAAGAAAGACAAGCAAAUAUAUAA
Messenger RNA from Racocetra persica, 1848 nucleotides. Lineage: Eukaryota; Fungi; Glomeromycota; Glomeromycetes; Diversisporales; Gigasporaceae. The record is from the annotation of a GenBank genome assembly.